UCACUCCCUCAACUGCCCUCUCUAUAUUAAAACUUCUCACUCACCGAAGAAUCUCGUCCUUUGAAACCCCACUUCACUUACCAUGAGACCCGUAACACCGAUUCCGGUGCUGCUCUGCCUCACGGUAGUUUCUGUAAUCUUUACAAUCACUCCGGUGAGCGCUUGGCGUCCAUGGCCCCACCUAAAACCCAACAGCUCCGAUCUUCUCUACAGUGGCUCCAAGAAAUUCGAGGGCUCAUCAGAGUUCGUCCACUUGCGGUACCACAUGGGCCCAGUUCUCACCGCCAACAUAACCGUCCACACUAUCUGGUACGGCACGUGGCAGAAAUCACAGAAGAAGAUUAUCCGCGAGUUCAUCAACUCAAUCUCAGCUACCGAUUCUAUGCCCCCAUCAGUCUCUGACUGGUGGCGCACCGUACGGCUCUACACAGACCAAACCGGAGCCAACAUCUCCAGAACGGUGCGUUUGGGGGAAGAGAAAAAUGACAGGUUCUACUCUCACGGGAAAUCACUCACGCGCUUAUCGAUACAGUCCGUGAUUAAAAGCGCUGUCACGGUAAAAUCAAAGCCGUUGCCUGUAAAUCCCAAAAGCGGGCUGUAUCUGUUGCUCACUUCGGCCGACGUGUACGUUCAGGAUUUCUGCGGGCAGGUUUGUGGGUUCCACUACUUCACAUUCCCGUCGAUUGUGGGUUACACGCUGCCGUACGCGUGGAUUGGGAACAGCGCGAAACUGUGUCCUGAAGUGUGCGCUUAUCCCUUCGCCGUACCCGAGUAUGUCCCCGGCUUGAAGCCGCUAAUGUCACCAAACGGUGACAUAGGUGUGGAUGGAAUGAUCAGCGUGAUUGGUCACGAGAUAGCUGAGCUGGCGACCAACCCGUUGGUGAAUGCAUGGUAUGCGGGUCAGGACCCGGUUGCGCCGGUAGAGAUAGCGGAUUUGUGUGAGGGUAUUUAUGGGACAGGUGGUGGUGGUUCGUACACUGGACAGAUGUUGAACAGCCAUGAUGGCGCCACGUAUAAUAUGAAUGGGAUCAGACGGAAGUACUUGGUUCAAUGGGUUUGGAACCAUUUGGUAAAUUACUGUUCUGGCCCUAAUGCACUUGAUCAGUAGUUCUUAUUGUACUCUCUUAAGGGUUUUAUCUUUCUUUUUGCAAUUUUCUUUUUUUUUUUUUUUUGGGUUUGAGCUCUGUUGACUGUUGGAUGGUGAAUGAGGUUUGCUGAAAAAGUAGUUUGGUAAGAUAUGUAUAAUAACCUUCUCAUAUUCAAAUUAUAUGGUACAAUUUUAUAUUUUUCAUC
This is a messenger RNA of Tripterygium wilfordii, 1293 nucleotides long. Its product is annotated as protein EXORDIUM-like 3. NCBI's taxonomy places the organism in Eukaryota, Viridiplantae, Streptophyta, Magnoliopsida, Celastrales, Celastraceae. The record is from RefSeq and is a predicted model, not a curated record. The transcript has a single exon. Bases 83 to 1108 code for a protein of 341 amino acids.